Cucurbita maxima (winter squash) is the source of this 1506-nucleotide messenger RNA. Its product is annotated as tryptophan synthase beta chain 1-like. Lineage: Eukaryota; Viridiplantae; Streptophyta; Magnoliopsida; Cucurbitales; Cucurbitaceae. The coding region runs from base 52 to 1413 and encodes 453 amino acids. The transcript has 4 exons. Gene Ontology annotation, biological process: L-tryptophan biosynthetic process. Gene Ontology annotation, cellular component: cytoplasm. Gene Ontology annotation, molecular function: tryptophan synthase activity. The record is from RefSeq and is a predicted model, not a curated record.
UCCCUCUUUCUCUCUCAUUUCUUAUACUCAAAAGGAAGAACAUACCUAAAAAUGGCAUCCAAUAUUGUGCACAACAUUGCUGCUCUCACUAACCAAUUAGAUGCAACCAGAGGCAUAGCCAGGUCGCAUGUAAAGCUUGGCAACGGAAUUGGGUCACCCACUUUCACGCCAGCAAAGAAGCCUACGCCAGCAUUAAAGAUGCAGCCUGUAAUUGAUGAUCACCACAAGAACUCUAAACAAACAAUUCAUGAAGGAAAGUUUGGGAAAUUUGGUGGGAAGUUUGUGCCCGAAUCUCUAAUCACUUGCUUGGCCAAAUUGGAAGCCGAGUUCAACUUGGUUUUGAAUGAUUCCAAAUUUCAGGAGGAGCUGGAGGUGGCGCUGAGGGACUUUGUUGGACGAGAGACGCCGCUGUAUCACGCUGAGAGGCUGACAAGGCACUACAAAGACGAGGAAGGAAAGGGCCCUGAGAUUUACAUAAAAAGAGAGGAUCUGAACCACUGCGGUGCACACAAAAUGAACAAUGCAAUAGCGCAGGUUAUGAUUGCGAAGCGCAUGGGGCGGAGGCGUGUGGUUGCCGCCACUGGGGCUGGCCAGCAUGGUGUUGCCACUGCAGCUGCCUGCGCCAAACAUGAUUUAGAGUGCACCAUUUUCAUGGGCUCUGAAGAUAUCAAGAAGCAAUCCUCAAAUGUUGUCUUAAUCAACCUGCUUGGUGCUCAGGUGAAAUCUGUAGAAGGAAACUUCAAGGACGCGUCAUCGGAGGCGAUAAGAGAGUGGGUCGGGAACUUGGAAAUGAGCUAUUACUUGAUGGGGACAGUGGUAGGGCCGCACCCAUGUCCAGCAAUGGUGAGGGAGUUUCAGUCAGUGAUAGGAAAAGAGACGAGAAAACAAGCCAUGGAGAAAUGGGGAGGCUUACCAGACGUGCUUGUGGCUUGCAUAGGGAGUGGCUCAAACGCGUUGGGACUGUUCAAUGAGUUCAUCAAAGAAGAAGAUGUGAGGUUGAUUGGAGUUGAGGCUGCUGGGUUUGGGUUGGAUAGUGGAAAGCACUCAGCUACUUUGUCUAAAGGACAUGUUGGAGUUUACCAUGGAGCUUUGAGUUACCUUUUGCAAGAUGAGGAAGGCCAAAUCCUUGUCCCUCAUUCGGUCGGUGUAGGACUGGAAUACCCAGGAGUAGGACCAGAGCUGAGCUUCUUAAAAGAGAGUGGCAGAGCUGAAUUUCACACAGCAAUAGACAAAGAAGCAGUGGAAGCUUACAAACGAGUAUGCAAAUUGGAAGGCAUUUUUCCAUCAUUGGAAGCUUCUCAUGCCUUUGCUUAUCUCGACAAGCUGUGCCCCACUUUGCGCGACGGCUGCAAGGUGGUGGUCAACUGCAGUGGCCGUGGUGACAAAGACGCCGCCAUUGUCUUCAAUUAUUAACACUAUCAAGAACACUACAUAUUUUAAAAUAAUUACUAUUUAUAGCCCAAAAAAAAAAAAAAAAAAAAACAAACAUAUAGUUGAUAACAAAGG